AUGUUUCCAAAUUUCGUUGUCCUCGCUCUUGCUAUUCUUCCUGUUGCGCUUGCUGCCCCACAAUCAGGCUCGGGCUCCACGCCAUGCAAUGAAGGCGGCUCUGUCCAGUGCUGCGAUGUCAUCGCUCCAGCUUACACGAAGAAUAUGUCUAUCGUCCUGGAGGCAUUGCAAAUUGUUGUCGAAAGUUUGAGCACCCCAGUGGGGACCGGGUGCUCGCCUCCCACCCCGUACUACGUCGGAGGCGGCAGUGUAUGCACCUCGGAUCCUGUGUGCUGUGUGAAUAAUUACUUCGGUUCGGUCGGGGUGGGAUGCGAGCCCGUCCCUACGCCCGACGGGCUAUACUGA
Messenger RNA from Sparassis crispa, 345 nucleotides. Its product is annotated as Fruiting body protein. The transcript has 3 exons. The coding region runs from base 1 to 345 and encodes 114 amino acids. NCBI's taxonomy places the organism in Eukaryota, Fungi, Basidiomycota, Agaricomycetes, Polyporales, Sparassidaceae. The record is from RefSeq and is a predicted model, not a curated record. Gene Ontology annotation, cellular component: fungal-type cell wall. Gene Ontology annotation, molecular function: structural constituent of cell wall.